AUGGCCUUGGCCGUCACGGGCGACCCUUCAUGGGGAAGGGCGGUGGCGGUUGUUUGAUCGGGUUCGAUCGUUGCUUGCUCAGCUGAUUCGGCAUCCUUGGAAAUCUCGUUUCUUGGUCUCUACUCUGUGACAGCGCGAAGAUGAAAUUUUAGCCCUGCGUGAGUCGGCUUGGGAUUUAUAUGGAGUGCUCUCCCUGUUUAGCAAUAUAGGGCGUUGUCUUCACUGCUUCUACUCAGCGUCAAGUUUUCGUGAGUUAGGAGAGGGUUGAGGCGUCCGAAGCUUGGGUAGAUUCUUAUUCAGAGAGAGAGGGAACGAGUGUGUGCGUGUAUGUGUGUGAGAAAAGGAGAGAGAGAUAGAGAGAGAGAGAGGGAUUAUUGAUUCAAUUUGAGUCGGCUAUUGAUGGUUUGUAAAAUUGUUGAGAAGGGCAACCCUCUGCUUUUGUAAAGAAGGGAAUUUUGUUGUUGGGGAAUUUGUAGAAGGGUAGUUGGGAUUGUAGGGGAGGGUCUUCAGAAUGAACAGAGGUUGGGAUGGGGUUGGUUUUCGAUAUGAGGAUGGUAACGAUGGUGAGGUUAGUCUUGCUGGUGUAUUACCUUCCUGGGGUUUGGGUCACGAAUUUGCGGGAAAGCGCAAAGAGAGGGACAAUUCGAGUGAUGUUCCCGUAGGCGGGAAUGGUUCUGGGGAGGUUACUAGGGUAUGUAUGAUGAAACGCUCGAGGACGGAGGUGGAGGAGGGAAAGAAAGUUAGUGAGGGGUGCGACAGGACCCAAAACCGCGUGCACGACAGGAUCCUCAAGGGGUCUUUGCGAAGUGGUAAAGCGGGAAUCGUAUCUCGUCACAUUUGUGCCCAACUUGACAAUUCGGAAUCGAAGGACAUGGCGCAAGAGAAUUGCGCAGAACGAGCGGGGCGGGGGACCAUCGACAAGUCUUGGCGGUUCAUGUACUUCGAGAAAGGCAAUUGGGUCAAGUACUCUGAGGAAGCCAAUGCUGCUGUGUGGAAGUCGUUUAGAGCAGGCCGUUCGACGGCUGAACUCACUGUACAAAAGCGCGUGUAUACGCUGAAUUUCCCACAAAUGGUGCAGGUGAAUAAGGAAACAGGUUACGUUCGGUCGUUAGCAUGGAUUGACGAUGCUGGGGAGAUGAAGCGUCCUGCAAAUCCUAUCGCUGGUCCAGCUGGGUCAGGAGCGAAAUCGGGUGCCUUCGGUUUUGGCAUUCGGGUGAAUCAGCAUGGUGGAACAUGGCGAGAUGGUGCCACCGACUCGAUUUCAAGUAUUUUAUUAGGGUCGGAUGUUGGUCGUGGUUGUGGUUUAGGUCAAUGGGCUGCUGCUGGAAAUCCUGUAAGUGGAAGUGGCGACACGGGUUGUGAUUCUAUUGACGCGUCUGGCGACGAUGAGUUUACUAAGCUCACGUUAGGUCAUGUUAGCUUCAACUUCCAAGCAGAUCCAGCGGACUCGAAGCCUGCCGUAGCGAGCGUGGAAGACAAGCCUCCGAAAUUUGUGAACACUACUACCUUUUCGUCACAGAGGCUCGUUGGACUGGAACCUGGAGACAAAGACUUCGAGAAUGUCAAAAGAAUAUUUCUUAGUGGAAUUGGAAAUUUCGCUAGUGGUACGACUGUCACUGGAAUUCAUUGUGACUCAAGUCCAGCAGCUGUGGCACGACGGGAAGCAUUUGAAAGACAGAGGGAAUUGAAGGAAAAGGUUCGUGGUAAUGCAAAUGUGCGGUACGGAUGGCAUGGGACCUCCAAGAAAGGAGUGGAAGGCAUUUUUCUUCAUGGUUUUGGACAACCAAAGACAUCAAAAAAUGGCUCUGCUUAUGGAGUUGGUGUCUAUCUGGCCGUGGAGAAUCAAUCGUUUGUCAGUGCUAUUUAUGCGGAUAAUGACGAGAAUGGCGAGCAACAUGUGGUGUUAUGUCAGGUCAUCGCAGGGAAUUCCGAGCUUGUCAAGCAUGGAUCUGAACAAUUUCAUCCCAGUAGCGAAUCUUUUGAUACAGGGGUGGAUGACACCAUCUCACCGAAAAGGCUGAUUGUUUGGUCUACCCAUAUGAAUACUCAUAUACUGCCACUCUAUGUGGUCAGCUUCAAGUUACCCCCUCGUUGGCAUCAAAUGAUGGCCACGUUAAAUAGCAAGAGAAAGGGUUCCUCCACGUUCUGCCACCCAGUCCUGGAAAAGCGUUCCUUUCCUAUAAAUCAGACAUGUGGAAUGGCUGAAAAUCUGCGCAACAAAGAAUACGGAUGUAUGAAUCGUCGCCAGCGUCCAACAUCAGCCUUCAUCAGCUUCCGUGAUUUAUUUGCCCUUCUUCAGCUGUUACUAACUCCAGAGCAAUGUCUUGCAUUGAAGAAUUGCCAUGUCAAAUAUGAGGCUGGUGAAAUGCCUCGUGGAAUGCUUGUCCAAGAGAUACAGAAGAUGGUUGGAAGAGACUGUUUAAUCCAUGCGAUACAAAUGUGUCAAGGAUUCCAGGAAGGCCAAGCGGCCUCAGAUGUCAAGGCGCAUUGAGAGAGCUACCUUCUGAGACAAGCUUUACAUCGAUUUUUCUGGGCGUGGAUGCACUGAUGUACAUACCACACUGUUUUCAAGUGCUAGCCAAGAAUUUCAUUUGAGAAGUUGGCAAUGACAAUUUGCUACAAACGUAGCUAUAUCCUUACAAGGCGCUGCUGUUGCUUCUGUUUCAUUCGUUGAUGAAAUGGGUGACUUUAGUUGCUGAUAUACUAUGCGACGUGUACCUUUCAGAAGAUUACCACAUCCAGACGAUGUAGAAAGACCUCGUGUUCGUGGAACUUUGUUUUCUUGUCAGAGAUCACCCUCACUACUCAUACUCGAAGACUAUCUUAUAUAACAUGGUGAAAUCCUCGUUGCAACAAUUGUACAGGAUAUUCGGUUGCUUUAACUCUGUUUUUGGCCGCUUUAUGUUGUAGCUUAGAAAGCUUAGGGGGUUGAAAGGCCAAGAAUGCCCAACUCCUUCGAGAUUUGUCACUUCGCACUCAAUAUAGUAUAGAGGAUGUUGUUAUAAAAAUAUGAGCCGAUUCUUUGCUAAAAUAGGGUUUAAUUUUCACAAGCAUGAUAGUUAUCUCAUCCCAGACAGCUUUGUCAACGCGUCGGUUAAGGGCACAGGUACUUCAGUACAACAGGCUAGACUUGAGACGAACUUGCUUCCUCGCUAUUGAUCGAUUUAGUGAUCGAUUUAGCUCAUUCGCUCGUGUAUUGUGCAUGAGCAUCGAAAUUGUUUUAUAAAAUGCAGAGACUUCCCUUUUUCCAUGAGUGUUAACAGACUCAGUUGCUCUUAAACGAGUGGUAUGAUGCUAAAACAUUCGGAUUCUCUCAAGACUUUUAAAAUAAAUGCCUUCCAGAAGUGUA
Messenger RNA from Physcomitrium patens, 3349 nucleotides. Its product is annotated as inactive poly [ADP-ribose] polymerase RCD1. Lineage: Eukaryota; Viridiplantae; Streptophyta; Bryopsida; Funariales; Funariaceae. Gene Ontology annotation, molecular function: NAD+ poly-ADP-ribosyltransferase activity. The record is from RefSeq and is a predicted model, not a curated record.